Molecule: messenger RNA, 5093 nt
Organism: Macrobrachium nipponense
Lineage: Eukaryota; Metazoa; Arthropoda; Malacostraca; Decapoda; Palaemonidae
Product: mRNA decay activator protein ZFP36L1-like
Exons: 2
Coding region: 301-1341 (346 amino acids)
Molecular function (GO): metal ion binding; mRNA binding
Source: RefSeq, a predicted model, not a curated record
AUUUGGAAGAGACUCACUCAGUGGGACUACUACACGAGAGCACGGUCGUUUGAGAGCGUCAGAGUUAGUGUCGUUCAUGGACUGUAAUGCCCAGUGAAAUAAAUAUGUUAGAUUCUGACCCGUAUAAGGUACGUCUGCGUCAGUGAGUGCUCCCUUCAUACCUCUUCCAUCGCCUGACGUCUUGAGAAAACGGAUACGAUAAAGCUGUGUUGUGUUUUUAUUUCAAUAAGUGAAUCUAUAGUACCAGUGGUAAAAGCAAGUGUCUUUGUUGUGAGUUUUAUCAUUCUGUAACCCGCCAAGAUGUCUCCUGGUAUACUUCAAGAUACAAGUCUGCUUGAACUACAUUCAUCCGACACUGUGUUGCGUGCAAGGUGGGAUGUGGAUCACAAAGCAGUUGGUGGCCACCUACCUUUAAGUAAGAGAAACUCCACUCCAGUUGGAGCGUCCAUGGCAGCGUCUACCGCCCACUCCCAACUCCUUCAAGUUCAAGCUAAAACCCAGCUCAGUCCACUCACACAAAUGGAAACUCCCAAUCUUCACCGUCGCCUCGACCGCUCACACUCCGAGCCCGUUGUCAAAGGAGGGGAGGGUCGCCAGGCCAAUUCAUCUCGCUACAAGACGGAGCUGUGCCGACCCUUCGAAGAGAAUGGAUUUUGCAAAUAUGGUGACAAGUGCCAGUUCGCCCACGGCCAUGCUGAACUCCGAACUCUUACUCGACACCCUAAGUACAAGACGGAGCUGUGCCGAACUUUCCACACGAUUGGAUUCUGUCCUUACGGUCCCCGAUGUCACUUCAUCCACAACGCCGAGGAACGUCGAGGGGCUUCCGCAAGUGCAGGAACUCAUCCUCCCCUAUCUCCCAAGAAGAUGCUACAUGUAGCGAACUCGAUGGGAUUGGGAAGCACCGCCGAAUCUCCAACCCCACCCGCGUCCCUUCAUGGGUCGCCAACGUCAUCUGCAGGCUCUUUCUUUGAUGAUACCUUCUCUCUCUUCCCUGGUGGUGGAUGUGGCCUAUUGGACAACCUGGCUGUUGGCUUAGGCGGCGCCGGGCUGGGAGCGGGUCCUGGAUCCCCCAAUGGAUCUUCUUGCAGCGGCCAGGGUCUGAGUGAUAUGGAUUUGGUGCGGGAAGGCACCCUGCUUUCCCUAGCUGGGUUAGAUACUCCUCCGGUCAGCCCUGUAGAAUCCCUGGCAGGGGAUCUGGACUCCCUUUCCCUCUCCUCUUCCCAUUCCUCCUCUCCAACACCAGUGACGAGUGCCCUUGAUAUCUCCCGGUCAUUGAGGCUGCCCAUUUUUGAGCAGCUGAGCGAGCAGGAAAUCGUCGUGGGAGCUCAAAACGUGUGAUAAGCUGCAGCACCGCCUUGCAGAAACAUUGUGAAGGAGAUGAGAUGUCCAGUGCUUGUUUGGCUGCCGUGGCUGAUGUCUUAUGCUCUUGCUUCUCAUUCUCCACUCAGGUUUGAUGGAAACAUUCAUCAAUGGAGGUGGGAUGUGGUUCCAUGUUGUGACGUGGGUUUUGCUUGAUGUGUUCCCUCUUGAGCCCAGAAAUAUAGGUGAAAGUCUAGGAAGUUAGAUGUUUUGGGCCUAGUCUAUUUAAGUAUAAGCAAAGUUCUGCAGUAGUAACAUUAACAGUCCCACCUUUAUCCUGAUGGUGUUUUUCCAUCAGCCAAGAAAAAGUCUUCAGUUGAGGCUGUCGGUCACACCAAGCUUGCCACUACAUCACCUCUCAUCUCCCAAAAACCUUGUAUAGCGUGAAGUAUGUCGAGCCUUCAGGGAUCCUGCUGAACUUCUGGAUCUCUCCUCGUCGCUUGUGUACUGCUUGUGAUAUCGGGGCACCCCUCUGGUCCGUGCCCAAUACCCCCUUAGAGUAUAUGGAUUUAAAAUACCAGAGCAGGAGGAGUGAUCUCGAAGUUGCAGGGUAUCACUGGGUUCCAUACAAAACUAACACAGCUCUGUACAGAUCAAAGUUCGUUUGAGUUUUUCACCUUUUGUAAUUACGAAAGAACUUGUAUUUAUGUAAUUUAUUUAUUUGAGUGAAGUAGAAAAAGUAAUUUAUCUUUGUACUAUACCUAGAUGCCAUAACAGUUCGUGUUAUUGAGUUUGUCGCCUUACAUUUGAAUGUCGUUAGUCCAGCUCACUUCUGCUUAUCCGGCUGAAAUGUAUAAUUAUAAUUAUUGUAAAGUACAGAUACAUAGUAUAUAUAUUAUAUAUAUAGUCUAUAUAAAGCAUUAUGAAAUAUCCGUGGAUUCUUUUAAAUAGUGCUGGAGUAUGGAUGGUAGCAGAGGGGAAGUCAGCUUCUAUUGAACACUUGAUGGUAACGAGUGCAGCAAUUCUGUUCAUUUGCACUCCUUUGAGAUCCUUACAGAUCCUUAGAGAUCCUCACAGAUCCCCCAGCCAAAAUGGUGUCGGAUGAGCUGUGGACGCGGGUUUUAACGACAGAUUUUUUUUUUAUUUAAAUAUUAAUUAUUGUCUUCUGUCAUUGAUCAUAGCCAUAUAUAUACUGUAUUGAAAAAUUACUUUGGACGCCUACUAAAUUGAAGCAUUAAGGUUAUUAAUAUGCAAGUUGAAGAAUUUUAGGUUUUAGACCUGUCCUUCUUGUAGUAAGUUUCCCACCAUCCUCAAAACUGUCUUGUCAUUUUUUGUUUUCUUUCAAUGCGUCCUUCCUCUUUUGAAUACCUAAGAAGUACAAGUCCAUUUCUCGCCUGUCGUGUAUUUUUCCAAUUGAACGAUAUCACAGAAUGUAAGAAGUCAUCGAUUUUAUAAAUAUAGAUUUUGUCUAGACAAUCAAUAUUUUUUUCAUUUGAUUUUCUCUUAUGUUUGAUCAACCAUCACCUGGGUAAGGUCCACCAGGCUGUUUUUAUAUAUAUUUUUAUAUAUAAAAAGGUGCCACAGUUUUUAUGCCCAGCAACCAAAGAAGAAUGCAGUUUAAUUUGGUUCCGAAGAAUUUUUUUAUUGCAUCAUUUUUCACCGGAAGCCCCAUCAUGUAAUUUUUCUUUUCCUUCUUCUAUGAUUAGUUUUAUUUAUUUUUAUUUUUAGAGCGUACAACUUUCUGUCAGAUGCUUUAUUCGUUUUCUUCCGUUUUUUUCCAAAAGGCAGUUAUUUUUCCAAUAUAUAUAUUAUAAAUAUAUACAGUAAACAUAAUAUUAUAUAUAGAAUAUGAUUUUUUUUUUAUUUGCCAGCACGGCAAUUUACCUAUUCAGCGUUUUUAAUGGUUUCAUAAGCCAAUAGUUGUGAGGGUGAAUGCAACCCAGUAGAAAUAAUGAUAUAACGAGAUAUCCCAUUUAUGUUGGUUCCUGACACAUCAGUUCAUGUAUGGAAAGCAGCCAACUUUUUUUUUCAACCGAAAGUAAUGCAUUUUCACCAUAAAGGUUCCAUUCGAAAGGCUAAGUAAUUCCAAAGGAAACUUUCAAGGUUACCGUAGUUAAUAUCUAAUUUACUGAUUGAACAUGUCAAUGUCAUCAUGUGGGAGGGGUCCGUCCAUCCACGGUUGUAUGUGUCAGGUUCCACAUGAAGGGAGGUCGAAUCACAACUGAAGGCCUGCAAACUUGACCCUUAACACAAGGGGAGGUAAGGUCGUUUUAAAAGGUCACAAGGCCUCGUGGCGCCAGCAAACGAAAAAAAAUUGCCUUUUUUAAUUCUGUGUCAUGUACAUUGAAUCAUGUUUUGAGUUUUAUUUUUGUAUUGCUAAUUUAAAAAUUGGAGUCAAUUUUUUUCUUCCAUUUUGAGUCGACCUGGCACUCCCUCUCUGUUAAAAAACAAAAAAGACAUGCUGUGGGAAGGAAUGUUGCAUGGCCUAAUAAUAAUAAGAUAUUACGGAGUCUUUAAUUAUAUUGAUGACUAUGCCCUGUUCAAAUGCCAAACUAACAUUAUUUAGGGGAACAUUUUACGUGUUGUAAAUUCAAGUGUUGAGAAGAUAUCCUCACUGAGACAUUCAUUCCAAGUUUGGUCGAAGAGCAUUACAAGUAGUGUUUUUGAACCUCAAGCUAAUUAACCCACACCUUUUUAUUAUUAUUAUUAUUAUUAAAUUGGAUUUGUAAUAUUUAUGAAUCCUUUUACCUGAUCCUACUUCCUUAGGAGGCUCUUCCUUCCCCCCUUGGGGGAAUCCAAGGGGCGUUGCUCGCGCUUUAAGACGCCUCGCUCACUUUUUUUUUUUGUUUCCCCCGUUUUGGGUAUCUUUAUUUCUCUACGAAAAUGCUUAUUUUUUUCUUUGCUUCCAGAGCUCCUUAUUCUGGCUGUAUAUUAUAAUAUUAUUUAUAUCUAUUAUUAUUAUUAUAAUUAUUAUUAAUCGCUAGGAGUUUUUUUAAUUUAAAACAAGAAAUGAUUGAUGUAAGUUGUAAGCGAAAUGGAAAAGGUUUGCAACUGGCUUGUGACACAUCUUUAUUCCCCUUUCACUCCCCCCCCCCUCCCCCUUGCCGUGGCCAUGGCCUUCAAACACAGGGAAGACGCGUUAAUUCAGUGUUAACGGUCAAGUCUUGACUUUGUGGACUCAAGCCUUGUCCGAACUGCUUUGGAAAAUAAACGAGACAAAAAAAAAUAACGUAAUAGGAAUUGCAGUGUACAUAGAUGGAAAGAUUAACUAGAAAUGUCAUUUGCUUACAGCUGUUUUUCUGCCAUCUUGCCUUCAUGUAUUUUUGUUUCAGAGACUGUCUGUGUUGUACGUGUUUUAUUUAUGAUAUAAAAGUUGGGAGUCUGAAUAAAUAUCGAAGUCGUAAUGUGCCCAUUACGAGUUGUUUCGGCAUUUUUAAAAACAAGUGUGUUUUAGUUCUUUUAAAUUAUUCAGGAAAUGUUUGCUUUUAGUUAGUAUAUUUAUGAACCUUCACCAGCUGAUGAUUGUGUCCACAUCAUUUUUUGACAAAUGAAAUUGAUUUAUUUCUCACUUCAUUUAAAACAAAUCUCCCAACAAUGGCCCACCAUUGGAGGUCUUAACAGAUGCGUGUCUUCAAACGGCUGUAUGCUUGGAAUGGUUAUCAUUAUAAUCUCUCCAUUAAUUAGAAUUGUCCAAAAAAAAAAGUUGCUCUUAUUUGGAGGUAAAAUAUUUAAAAAUACAUGUGUACCAAGAGAGAAAAAUCAUUAAAAACUUUUCUAAUUUUCUAAUACAA